AUCAUCAAUGCGAUGUGCUCCUCUGACUGUCAAAGCCAAGAACAAGGAAGAUCAACGAGAAAAACUUUAUAUAGAUUGACAGUGCAAGUCUAGAUUGAAAUUCUGCCUCAAAAUCUUUGUUCUUUUUCUUCUUAUCCAAAAACUACAUAUAUAUAUAUAUAAUAUAUAUACACACAUAUACACAUGGUGAAGCUAGCAUCUGCAAGAGAAAGCCGAAUGUACGGGCCCCGGCUGGCCCGAAACCGGACGGAGUAUAUAAACGCGGGGCUAUACCUGUUUGCCACCAUUGUCCUUCUUGGCGGGUUUGCUGCCCAGUUCUCUAGCGAGCCCCAGUCUGGUCUUGUCCUUUUGCUCAUAGCUUUAGCGUUUAUGAUAAUGGUUAAUGUGCAUGAUCUUUUGGCGCAUCUUGCUGGGUUCGAUUACCGCUUGCAAUUGAUGGGGUUCGAUCUCCAGCUUGCGUUCGUGGAGUUUGUGGUCCCAGUGGUUCAGGCGCUAGGAUCUGUUCUCUUCUUCUUGGGGAUUCUUUUUCUUUUUAUCCAGGAAGAGAGAGGAUAUGGCCACCUGAAGUUGGAAAAGCAUGGUCUGAUCAACAUGCUCAUUGCUGGCCCUGUCUUAUGGGUGCUUGGAUCGAUCCACAACUCAUGUCAAAUCUAUGAGAGAGCUGGUGGGCAUGUCCAAAUGUUGCAGCACACUGUCCAAAUUCCAUUUUUGAUGGGGAGUGUGCUAUUCUUGGUGGGUGCAAUUCUCAACUGCCGUGAGCAAGCUGGAUUAGCCCAUCAUGGACUAGAUCUACUAGGUAGGACUUGGAUCUGGCUAGGCAUAUUUGGCAGCCUUCUGUUCUUUCUUGGGGGCUUAGCAAAUGUAGUUAAGGUGUUCAAGAUGCAGCAGAUUGAUGGAGUAAGGCUGGAGAAACUGCGGGGAGGGGCACAAGAACGGCUGAUGCAAGUAAGGGAAGGUCAGGUCCCCCUCAUACUAGAAGAGCAGCGAAGAAGGCGAGAACCCGAGGAAAUAAAAGUGGCAUCCGGGCCGACAACUUCAUCUAAGGAUGUCCUCUAUAUGCUUCUGUGCCUGGGAACCUGACAAUGAAAUGGGUUUGUUUGUAGCGGUGAUAAGGGGAGCACAUUUUUGUUGUCUUCUAUAAUAGGGUGGGUUAUUGUUCAAAUGGCAUCUGUAUCCAGUCAACCGCAGUUUCGUUACACUCAACCUCCAUCCAAGGUGCUUCAUCUGCGAAACUUACCAUGGGAGUGCACGGAGGAAGAGCUGAUUGAACUUGGAAAGCCAUUUGGUAAAGUUGUGAACACAAAGUGCAAUGUUGGAGCAAAUCGAAAUCAGGCUUUUAUUGAAUUUGCUGAUUUAAAUCAAGCUAUUGCUAUGAUAUCGUAUUAUGCUUCAUCCUCGGAGCCAGCUCAAGUGCGUGGCAAAACUGUCUACCUACAGUACUCAAAUAGGCAAGAAAUUGUGAACAACAAAACUACUGCUGAUGUUGCUGGUAACGUACUGUUGGUAACAAUAGAGGGUGAGGAUGCACGCCUUGUCAGCAUUGAUGUUUUACAUUUGGUUUUUUCAGCUUUUGGAUUUGUGCAUAAGAUUACUACCUUUGAGAAGACAGCAGGAUUUCAGGCCCUGGUACAAUUUUCAGAUACAGAAACUGCCUCUUCUGCAAAGAAUGCCCUAGAUGGAAGAAGCAUUCCUAGGUAUCUUCUUCCAGAGCACGUGGGACCAUGUACCCUUAGGAUCACAUAUUCUGCGCACACAGAUUUGAGUGUGAAAUUCCAGAGCCACCGAAGCAGGGACUACACUAAUCCUUACCUUCCUGUUGCUCCGUCAGCAAUAGAUGGAAAUGGCCAGUUAACUGUUGGUUUGGAUGGGAAAAAGCUAGAACCAGAGAGUAAUGUUCUUCUUGCGUCUAUUGAAAACAUGCAGUAUGCUGUCACUUUGGAUGUUUUACACAUGGUGUUCUCUGCUUUUGGGCCUGUCCAAAAGAUUGCCAUGUUUGAUAAGAAUGGGGGUGUACAGGCUUUGAUCCAAUACCCGGAUGUUCAGACUGCUGUUGUUGCCAAGGAAGCCUUGGAAGGACACUGCAUCUAUGAUGGAGGAUUUUGCAAACUUCACAUCUCGUAUUCACGCCAUACCGAUCUCAGCAUUAAGGUCAACAAUGAUCGGAGCAGAGACUAUACAAUUCCCAACAACCCUGUGGUGAACUCCCAACCCUCAAUUCUGGGGCAACAGCCGGUUUCAGGAAUGGGUCCUACUGUUCAAUACAAUGGGGCCACAUUUACUCCAACGCCAGAGCAGCCUGCGAUGCCUCAGCCUUCAGCUGGGUGGGGUCCUGGUGUACCACCAAUGCAUCAGUCCAUGCCGAUGCAGAUGCAUAGUAAUCCUUACAUGCCACCUGGGACAAUGCUGCCUCAAGUUGCCCCAGGAAUGAUGCAGUCAUCGAUCCAGAGUGGCAUGCCACAGCCAUCAAUGUUGCCGCCCCCUUAUGGAUCUGGCCAGAUGCGAUAGUGCCCUUCCCGGAAGGGUCUGUCUUAAUUGCUUCAUUUUCUGCUUUUUGGUUUUCUUUUCCUGCCCCUUUCUUUGGUUGUAAUUCUCUCUCAAAUUACACACUAAAAAUCGUUUCUUUUGUGUGUUAUAUCCAAACGUUUUAGCCGCUCUUGUUUCGUA
Molecule: messenger RNA, 2664 nt
Organism: Carya illinoinensis
Lineage: Eukaryota; Viridiplantae; Streptophyta; Magnoliopsida; Fagales; Juglandaceae
Product: polypyrimidine tract-binding protein homolog 2
Biological process (GO): regulation of RNA splicing
Cellular component (GO): nucleus
Molecular function (GO): mRNA binding
Source: RefSeq, a predicted model, not a curated record